This is a messenger RNA of Amaranthus tricolor (Joseph's coat), 2564 nucleotides long. Its product is annotated as protein NRT1/ PTR FAMILY 5.5-like. The record is from RefSeq and is a predicted model, not a curated record. The coding region runs from base 227 to 1951 and encodes 574 amino acids. The transcript is spliced from 4 exons. Gene Ontology annotation, cellular component: membrane. NCBI's taxonomy places the organism in Eukaryota, Viridiplantae, Streptophyta, Magnoliopsida, Caryophyllales, Amaranthaceae. Gene Ontology annotation, biological process: transmembrane transport. Gene Ontology annotation, molecular function: transmembrane transporter activity.
AAUUAAGAACAUCAGAAUUUCCAUCUUUUCUCAGACUUCAUUUUUAUUUCUACUUCUUUUCAAUUCUCUUCUAUUAAUGUAUUACCAGUUCUUUACAACAGCUUUUUCACCAAUAAGUUGAAGUGUAAUGCUACUUUGUCUUAAUCACUAUUCAAUAAUCAAAUUGCUGCAUGAAUCUAAGCAGGAGCAAGAAUUAAUUUUAUCAUAUUGAUAAACGUACCAAAUCAUGAGGACUUUUUUCCGGAUAGCAGGAAUAAUGUGGGCGGAUGUGUUUGCAUAUUAUGUGCUGUGGAUGAUGAUGGUAUAUUUGACUGAUGUAUGGAAGCUUGAUUUCACACAUGCUGCUGCAAUUAUUAAUAUAUGGAGGGGAUCUGCUUUAGUCUUACCACUCUUAUUUGUCCAUUUAGCUGACGCUUUCCUGGGCAACCUUUGCACCUUACUCCUCACCAGUCUCUCCUAUACUCUGGGACUUGGGUUGCUAUGGAUGUCAACACCACCAGUGCUAUCAAAAAUAAACGAAAACUGCACAGAAUACAAACCAGAAUGCAUAGGAGACCAACAAAAACAACUCUUCUACGCAGCAUUAGCUCUAAUAGCCGUCGGAAUGGCCGGUCAUUUAACCUCCUUACCCUCAUUCAUGGCAGAACAAACACAAUUAAUAGAAAACGAAUUUAUGGCGACUGCAACACGAGCAGAAGAACAAGGUGGUGGGUCAGGAUGUUGCCUUGUUUGUCGAUCUAUGCUUGGUGGGUUUAUGGGUAUCUUGAUCCCAAUUAUAGGACUCAUAAUUGUGACCUAUGUUAAGCCUUGGGGAGUUCAGUUUGGUGUUAGUGCUCUGUUUGCUUUGGGUUCAUUAGUUGUGUUCUUAAGUGGCAUAUUCUCGUACAAUUAUGUUUCACCUCAAGGAAGUGAACUUACUAUUGUGUUUCGUGUGUUUGUUGCUGCGUUUCGUAAGAUGUUUUGUAGAUGUCCUCAAGAUGUGAACCAGCUUUACGAGAGCAAUGAUGUUGGUGGAGCUGAAAAUCAUGCUUUCUUGCUUCAUACCAAAAGUCUUAGGUGUCUAGAUAAAGCAGCUAUCAUCCUACCACAACCAACCCUAGAAGAGCAACAGCAACAAAGAUGGAAACUAUGCAGAGUAACAGAAGUAGAAGCAACCAAAAUUUCCAUACGCAUGAUUCCCUUAUGGAUUACCAUCAUACUUUGUGGGUUAGUAUCCGCCAUUGGAGACACAUACUUUCUACAACAAGCAACAUCACUUAACCGCAAAUUAGGCCGCAUCAAACUCCCUCUAAUCUUCCUCUUAUGGUUCUACGACCAAUCAAAAUCCCUUUUCACCAAAAUCUUUGUCAUGGCAGCAUCAAUUACCACUCUAUUCGGCCGCCAAACAUCAACUAGACGCUACGUUUCAUCAAUUGGAAUCGCAAUCUCGAUCAUGUUUUCGGUCUUAUGCUGCAUCGCAGCAGCAAAAGUCGAGACACGAAGGCUCGAAACGGCCCGAAAUCAUGGGUUAAUCGACAAGCCCGAUAAUGAAAAAGUGGGUAUGAGUAUGUUUUGGUUAUUACCACAAUUUGCAUUGCUUGGUGGGUUAGAUGGGAUUAGAGAAUUUAGUGUUGGGUAUUUAGUGAAUGAUCAAGCUCCUAAUAGUAUGAUUAAGUACUUUAAUUAUGUGUCAAUGGGUAGUUUUGGUGUAGGUAUUAUGGGAAGUGCUGUUUCUGUGUAUGUUGUAGGAAGGAUUAGUAAGAAAAUUAGUGGGAUUAAUUGGUUCCAAAGUACAUUAAAUAAGAGUCGUUUAGAUAAUUAUUAUUGGGUUUUAGCUGCAUUAAGUGCGGUUAAUCUUGUGGGUUUUGUUUUGUUGGCUUGGUUUUAUAGAUACAGAGAACCAACAGAUGAAGAGUUGGAAGAACCAGAAUUUGAAGAGACUGAAACUAAUUUGUUCAACCAUAUUGAAUGAAUUAAGUGUAUGUAAACCAAUCAACAUAUAAUACAAUGGGAUUGAUUUUUAUAUUGUUUAUAGUUUAAUUUAGAUUAAUUUUGAGUAAAUUAAGAAUGAAAAAAUCAAAUUACUUGGUAAAUUAUGUUACACUGAGAGAGUUAAACACUUUGAGAGUCAUGCUUAAGUGUUCACUACAAGAAAAUGAUAAAAUUACGACCAAAAGAUGUCAGACAAAAAUUUAUCGUCGCAUAUUUUUGGACUAAGGAUGACUGCCUAACAUUGCCAAAACCUUUCAUAGUUUUGGACACCCAAAUAAUUAUGGCGUGACUACGACCCCUAGAUCAUCGUCAAUUUGAGAGAUCACUAACUAGGUUGUAGCUAGUCCUUAGCCCUAUAGAGAUUUUUAAAUUUAAUUUUUUUUUGAAAAUAGUGUUAUCUUGGCUAAGGCUCAGAUUGUCGCUAACAAGGGCAGUCACCAGGCUGAAACCAGUCCAUCUCCUUUUUGUUUUUAAACUUUUUUACAUUUUUUUGGAAAUAAAGACGACUUGACUCCCAGGUUGUCCCCUUAUUUCUCAUUUUGCAACUCUGAUAUAGGAUUUCUCAAAACUUAUCCCUUUUUCGUAUUACUUAA